UGCUAGAGUCAGGAGCGGGAGGUAAGCCAUCAGGCAUAUCCUAGGCUUCCUGAUGUUCUCUCCUGCAGACUUGCUCAGAGCUGCUGUUCUCUCCAUGGGGCCUGAGGGUAGGACCAGGGACUUGUUCUGUAUCCCAGAACUUAGUCACAGGGAAGAUAGCAUCAGCCCCACACAGGCACAGUGCACACUCCACGGUGCACGUGGCCAUGUCUCGGGACAGGACUGCCUAGAUGGGCAGAUCUUGGGCCAGUUGCGCCCCCUGUCUGAAGAGGAAGAAUCCUCUGGAGCUACCUUCCUUGGGGAGCCUGCCUUCCCUGAGAUGGAUUCAGAGGAUCUCCGCCUGGCUUCCUUCUUGGACUGGCCAUCCACGGCUGGGAUUCAGCCUGAGUCAUUGGCUGCUGCUGGCUUCUUCCACACAGGCCAGCAGGACAAGGUGAGAUGUUUCUUCUGCUACGGGGGUCUGCAGAGUUGGGAGCAUGGGGAUGACCCCUGGACAGAGCAUGCCCGAUGGUUCCCCAGGUGCCGGUUCCUGCUAUGGUCAAAAGGAAGGGACUUUGUGGAAAGAAUCCAGGCUUGCACUCCCUUGCUUGGCUCCUGGGACCAAUGGGAAGAGCCAGAAGAUACUGUCCCUGCCACCCCCUCAGCUCCUGCCCGUGGAUGCCCUGAUUUGCUCACAUCCAGAAGAGAGAUGCAGCCUGAAGAUGCCAGUGAGCCAGGAGCUGGGGAUGCACGGGAACAGCUGCAGCAACUGCAGGAGGAGAGAACAUGCAAGGUGUGCCUGGAUCGAGUCGUAUCUGUGGUCUUCGUGCCCUGUGGCCACUUAGUCUGUGCUGAGUGUGCCCCCAACCUGCGGGUGUGCCCUAUCUGCAGGGUGCCUAUCGGUAGCUGCGUACGAACUUUCCUGUCCUAA
This is a messenger RNA of Phodopus roborovskii (desert hamster), 910 nucleotides long. It is a transcript of the gene Birc7, whose product is annotated as baculoviral IAP repeat containing 7. Gene Ontology annotation, molecular function: cysteine-type endopeptidase inhibitor activity involved in apoptotic process; ubiquitin protein ligase activity. The transcript has 6 exons. Bases 53 to 910 code for a protein of 285 amino acids. Gene Ontology annotation, biological process: regulation of cell cycle; negative regulation of apoptotic process; positive regulation of protein ubiquitination. Gene Ontology annotation, cellular component: cytoplasm; nucleus. Lineage: Eukaryota; Metazoa; Chordata; Mammalia; Rodentia; Cricetidae. The record is from RefSeq and is a predicted model, not a curated record.